Cavia porcellus (domestic guinea pig) is the source of this 15300-nucleotide messenger RNA. It is a transcript of the gene Slc49a4, whose product is annotated as solute carrier family 49 member 4. The record is from RefSeq and is a predicted model, not a curated record. NCBI's taxonomy places the organism in Eukaryota, Metazoa, Chordata, Mammalia, Rodentia, Caviidae. The coding region runs from base 154 to 1587 and encodes 477 amino acids. Gene Ontology annotation, cellular component: intracellular membrane-bounded organelle; membrane. The transcript is spliced from 9 exons.
CUGUCGCCCCCUUCAGGGCCCGCUCGACGCGCAGGCGCAAAGGCGCGGCCGGCGGCCAGCGACUCCGCGGCUCCGGCUCCGGCUCCGGCGCUGGGCCGCGUCUGCCGGGCUGCUAGGCAGCCGCGGGCGCGGCGGGCCGGGGUGGGCGCCGCCAUGGGCUCGGGCUGGAGCAGCGAGGAGGAGCGGCAGCCGCUGCUGGGGCCCUCGCUCGGGACUGGGCCGGGGCCGGCGCGGAGGAGCCGGGAGGCGGCGGCGGCGCUGCCCGCGGCGGGCCCGGGGCCCGGGCGGGUGUACGGGCGCCGCUGGCUCGUCCUGCUGCUCUUCUCGCUGCUGGCGUUCGCGCAGGGCCUGGUCUGGAACACCUGGGGCCCCAUCCAGAACUCGGCGCGCCAGGCCUACGGCUUCUCCAGCUGGGACAUCGCGUUGCUCGUGCUGUGGGGGCCCAUCGGCUUCCUGCCCUGCUUUGCGUUCAUGUGGCUCCUAGACAAGAGAGGUCUGCGGGUGACUGUGCUUCUGACGUCCUUCCUCAUGGUUUUGGGUACUGGCCUAAGAUGCAUACCCGUAUCAGACUUAAUACUUAGAAGAAGAUUAAUCCAUGGAGGACAGAUGCUAAAUGGGUUGGCAGGCCCAACCGUAAUGAACGCGGCACCAUUCCUCUCCACGACGUGGUUUUCUGCAGAUGAACGGGCCACUGCCACGGCCAUUGCAUCGAUGCUCAGUUAUCUCGGUGGAGCAUGUGCGUUCUUGGUUGGACCACUUGUUGUUCCAGCUCCCAAUGGGACAUCGCCCCUCCUUGCUGCAGAGAGUAACAGGGCUCACAUUAAAGAUCUCAUCGAGACUGUGUUGUACGCAGAAUUUGGAGUUGUCUGCUUAAUAUUCUCUGCAACACUAGCUUAUUUCCCGCCCCGGCCUCCUCUUCCACCCAGUGUUGCUGCAGCUAGCCAGCGGCUGAGUUAUCCACGCAGCUUUUGCAGAUUAUUGAGCAAUUUGAGAUUUCUGAUGAUUGCUUUAGCAUAUGCUAUACCACUCGGUGUAUUUGCUGGCUGGUCGGGAGUUCUGGACUUAAUUUUAACACCAGUGCAUGUCAGUCAAGUAGAUGCUGGCUGGAUUGGAUUUUGGUCUAUAGUUGGAGGCUGUGUUGUUGGCAUAGCUAUGGCAAGGUUUGCAGACUUUAUCCGUGGUAUGCUGAAACUAAUCCUCCUCCUCCUCUUUUCUGGGGCGACAUUAUCAUCUACGUGGUUCACCCUGACCUGUCUGAACAGCAUCACACACCUACCUUUGACCACAGUGACGUUGUACGCCUCCUGCAUCCUCCUGGGAGUGUUCCUGAACAGCAGUGUGCCUAUAUUCUUUGAGCUCUUUGUGGAGACUGUCUACCCAGUUCCAGAAGGAAUUACAUGUGGAGUUGUCACUUUCUUAAGUAAUAUGUUCAUGGGAGUACUUUUAUUUUUUCUCACAUUUUAUCACACAGAAUUGUCUUGGUUCAACUGGUGCCUUCCUGGGUCGUGUUUGCUUAGUCUCCUCCUCAUUCUGUGCUUCAGGGAAUCCUACGACAGACUCUAUCUUGAUGUGGUUGUCUCAGUGUAAUAGCACAGCCUGAAGGAGUUUAAAAGGAGACUGCAAAUCAAUACUGCACACUGCACAUUUGCUCAGAGUUGCACAUCUAAGAGGAAAGAAAGGAGAAGAAAACUUCAUUCAGAGGUUCUGUUGAGUUACAGAUUAUUGCAUUAAUUUAAUUACUAGUAGUAAUAAUGCAGGACUGACUUGCAUGGGAAUAGGGAAUUUUAAAACUCUACAAGUGAUGGAUGGACCUGUGCCCGGAAGGCUGAGGUCUUACACGUGGAGCACUACCUGCCAUGGGUAAUCCCUUCUGUGUGCUGUGCCAGUGCUAAUACUAAGUCGGGGUGACUGGGCAAAGAAAGGAAGGGCAUUUGUCACAUGAAGAUACCUUCUCGAGUCACACGACAGAUCAGAAAGAAAUGCCACUAACUUCUCAAGGAAGUUUAAGCCCUAUAUAAUACCAGAUUUUAAUACAAAAUAGCUGAGUGACGUACUGGAUAGAAAUUAGCCACGUGUACACUACAUGUUUUUCUAAUAAAGCCGUUUCUUAUGAGUCUUUAUUUUUAAUCAGGUCAGAAACUUCUGGCCUCCUUGUCAUGGUGAGAAGUGCUUUCCAGAGACUUCAGAAUAUAGGUGCUGUGUCUGCCCUUGUUUCUGUGAAUACAGUUUCAUCUGCAAAGCCCUAAAUCAUUGUAGCAAGGAUGACUAAAUGUUUGAUAGAGCCACACUGAUUAUAUGAAGAGUGUAAUUCCAUUGAUUUAGGACUUUGUUAAAAGAGAAAUGAUAACCACACAGCAUGUGUGUCUCCAACCUAUACAUGGCGGCAGGAGCUGUAAAGCCCAGCACUGACUGUUACUUACCAGGGUUAUAUUUUAUUAAAUGACCUUUGUGUGAAAAGAACAAUUUAGAACACUGAAACUUUCAAAACCGUAUGCGUGAUUUCUGAGUUGUAUCCUUGUGUCUCAAUUUAGGAUAUAAAAUACCCAAUUCUGUAUGAACUCAGAUGUAUUUGGCAGGGCAACAUUUUGCCAAUACAUGGUUUCUUUCUAUGAAUAAUAGACAUUUUUAAAACUAAAAGUUACUCGUUGGCGGCUCUCAGAUAGGUAGUCCACUAUGAAUGAAGAGCACUCCAAUGCAAAAGCGAUAUUCCUCCGGAAGAUGGAGAGGAAAGAUUUUCCUUGAUUAGUCUGUGCUUCCUCCAGCCCCCUCUCGUGGAAACCACCCUCACUUGAAAUUGUCACUCCAUUGUCAACUAGCUGUGUGUUUUCUUUGCCUUGUUCCUGACCUUGGUCCAAGUGGGAAAGCAAAGGGAAGGACAGAGGGAAAAUCUCUGUAGCAUGUGCACACCACCCACCGUACCCCCAGCACCACACACCCCAGCACCUCUCUGGUCCUUUAACAAGUUUAUGGCUUUGCACUUACUCACCUCAACCCUGGAGGAGGAUUCUAGGACUCCCUUGCGUCUUCUAAGACACUUCUUUCCAAUUGUGAAACUUGGAAUGUCAGAAAAUCUACGAAUAUAACACCCAACUUCAGUGACCUUUCAACCAUCUCCCUUUCUAACUUUGCCCAUUUUGGGCAGCAAAAAGGAACUUGUUAAAGAGAAGAGGUCUUAGGGCCAGGGAUUGAGCUCAGCAGUGUAAGCACCUGCCUGGCAAGCGUCAGGUCAUGAGUUCAAUCUCAGGUACCAAAAAAAAGAAGAGAUCUAUGAAAGCUAGGCUUUGUUCCAUUAACACAUUCUAGAAUGAGUAAAAGUACAAUAAAAAGAAGGCAGAAUUCUGGAUGAUUGAAAGCCAGCCACUGAGGAGAUCAGCGGGCCAUGACCAGGUUGCUAAAUAACCACCGCCUUUUCAGGUUUCGAGAGGAGACAGAAGCAAAGGGGGUGGUAUAAGGGAUUUGACCUUAGCCACAGCUGCUGUGUUUAAAGACAUUGCUGUAUAAAAUCCUGCUAUAAUAAGACCUCUGAUGUAGAACUUUUUAAUUAAGUUAAUUAUACUUUUAACACAAAACACAGAAUAACAUGUUAGAAAAAAUUGCCUAAAUGACCGAUUUAGUUCAAAGGUACCCCAAGUGGGUAGUGAUUGGCACCUCUUGCGUUGUACCGGGCACCAACUCUGUUCAGUUUACAUUAGAUGAGAGGAAGCCAGCUAUCUCCUCUGUGUUGGCUUACCCCUCCAGAACAACCCAGUCACAAACUGCAGCUGUUUUAAGUGCUCAGAAUUUCAUCUGCAAACCUGGUAGGAAGGGAACCUGGGCAUAGAUAUUAUUUAUCUGAAUAUUGCAAAUCAUAUUGUCUUUGUUCUUAUUUUUAGUCUGCAUCAAAAUAGACAAGUUUUAGCUUUGUACUUUCUUAAUGGGGGGGGGCGGUAACCAAGGAUUAAACUCACAACCUUGCACUUGCCAAACAGGUGCUUAUGCCGCUGAGCUAAAUCCCUGACCCAGCUUUGUACUUUCUAAACAAAACCCAAAUGACCUUUUAUAACUGUAAGAAAUCUUAACCUUCCACGGACCCAAACCCUCAUUUUAGAAUUCCACAGAAUCUAUCCAUAGAGAGGUAAAGUAUCUAGCCAAAAUACUAGUUUUGGUCUGCCCUCUGUGUCCUUGGGAUUGGUUCCAAGAUCCCCAGCAAAUACCAAAAUCCUUGGGUGCUCAAGUCCUUCAUAUAAAUUGGGUUAGUAUUUAUCAUUUAUAAACACCCAAACCAAACCUCAUGGCGGCCUGGAGCUUAUAAAUUGUAAUCCCAUGGAAAAGUUACUGGAACUCUCACGAAUAAAUUCCAGUCUACCACAUCCAGUGAGACCUAUGGCCAGAAAAGAGACAGAGAUGGCAUCUGCAGUUAUGGGAAGCCCAGAGGGUCUAAAGUCCAGGCAGAGGCCAACCCACCCAGGGCCAAACCCAGUUUUAAUCCUUUGUGAAAAGGAAAGUGGCUCAGGGUAGAAUGACUGUGAGAAUAGCAGGAACUAGGUGAGUUCUGCUACCUGGGCUAGGUAGGGGGCACAAUGGCACCUCUGCAAUAGGCAGAGAGAUUUGCAGAAACUACUAAAUUUGGAGAAAUCCGCAUAACACAGUCUCAAGAAGUACCUUGUUUUUUAGGUCGACUUCCUUAGCUCUGAUGCAGGCCUUAAUUGCCUAGGACAUCACUGCCUCUUUCUCAAAGCUCCACCUCAGCUGACAGCACAGUGUCUUUCAGCCUAGCUCUCCUAGCCAGCUCUGUGCAUAUCGUACGCAGGAGUAGUGCUAAGGUGAGCCAAAAUAGAGGCACAUCGUCAUCUUUCAGGGGAGCUGUCUUGAUAGUUCUCCAGGUGUCCACUACCCAGCCCUUGGGCCGUGUGCAUCCCUGGACAGCUAGUGACUCAGUCCCCCAAGAUCAUGUACUGUGAACAUUAUUAUGUGAUGUUUAUUUUAUCGUAUGAUUGGUGCUUAAAUGCCAGACUGUGUAGGGGAGGGCACAGUGCCUGCUCACUUUACCUCCGGUGUUCAUCACACACAGUCAAAUGGAAACCAGUGUGUGUCAGAUGUUUCGUGAACUUGGUGAGUAAAAUUCAGUGACUACUGAAAAUAGUAUUUCACCCUACCUACAUGCAUGUGUGCCCAAGACAGGUUGCUUUUUAUGGUUUUUUGAGAUGGUUGGUUGUUCUUUGUAGUAGUGGAGAUUGAACCCAAGGUCUCCACUCUGAUCUACAACUUCAGCCUGGCUUGAUUUUUGUUUUGAAACAGAUUCUCACUAAGUCACUAAGUUGCUCGGGCUGGGCUUGAACUUUUGUUUCCUCUGUCUCAGCAUCGAAGACUGCUGGAAUUACAGGUGUGUGUCAUCAUGCCUUGCAAGACAGGUGUGUGUUGUUAUUUAGAUAGGAAAUUCAUUCUUACUCUGUGUAGUCAAAAAUUGGAUUCUUGUGCUUUAAAUGAUCUCUAGAUCACUCGUAAUACCUAAUGCAAUCCUUCAGUUACAUGUAACUUCUACAUUGUAAUGUAUUAUUUAAGAAAGCAAAAGAAAAAUCUGUACUUGUUAAGUACAUAGGUAUUUUUCCCCUAAAUUUUUGUUUCUGUGUUUUAUCUUGCCUUGUUUUGUGUUUUUGAGACAGGGUCUCACUUCGCAGUUCAGGCUGGCCUUGAGCUCACUUUGUAGCCCAGGCUGGUCUCGAACUCCCAAUGAUCUUCCUUUCUCAGCCUCCCACGUGCUGGGAGUACACGCAUGCUCCACCACGCCCAGCUUUUCCCCCAUUAUUUUUUAUCUGCAGUGUGCUGAAUCCUUAGAUGUGGAACCUGUGACUGUGGAGGGCUCAGCACAGGGGUAAAGGAGAACUACGAUCAGUAUUUUGAAUCCUAAACUAGUUUAUUUUCACCACCUCUCAGAGUUGCAACUUGCUACAGACCAUUUAGGGUGUUCAUGAACAUUCUUCGCUGUCCAGAAAUGAUGGGGCUACAGAUAAACUGCCAGUACUGAGCACACAGUGUUCAGGGAACCAAUUGAGGUGACUGUUUGGUUUAGAAGUAAAGUUUCAAGUAAAUCAUUAUCCUAUAGGGUCUCUAAUGUCUCAAAAGGCUUAGCUUUCAGUGACAGUAUAUGAAAAGAUUCUGAUAAAUAAUCCAGUUCUCGUAAACCCAACCAACAGCGUUAUUAACUGGUAAGCACAUGUUAUGGUGUUAGCUCCCUGUGGCUUAUCAACUAAUUCUUACCACUUUAUGGGAAGAGGUGUUUUUUAACAUGAUCCAUGGUGGAAGUAUAGGAACAUGAUAAUUAUACACUUGCAUUUUACUGAAAAAUGGAGCUAACAAAACAAGAGGGACUCAAGUAUACAUUUAAUUUUGUAUAUUUAAACAUAUAUGGCCUAAGGGCCAGGUUUUAUCAUAGCCCAUAUAUUCAUAUUUAAUUACUGAGAAUGUUUAUAGCUUGUUUUUAUGAAGUCCUUCUAAUGAGUGAACUUAGCUAAGGGAUUUUAAGUUGAAGACAUCAAAUCCCCAUCUACAUUUAAUUAGUUGUUUUUACUCUUAUUUUUACUGAAAUCCAGGGAUUCAUCUUGUAGUCUGUCCUUAUACAUGCUUCAUUUUAAAUUCCAGAUCAAAUAAAAAUGCAUAGCAAAUUUGCUUCCAGUUAAUGUUAAAAGUCACAUUAAUUUCACAUUUGCUCCUACAAUAGGAAGUACAGACACUGCCGUGAUCAUACAUUACCAAGCAAGUGAAAAGCUGUGACGUGUAACUUUGAGUGUUGCUCAGAGAUACAGUGCUUGCCUAACAUGCACAAGGCCCUGAGUUCACUCCCCAGUACCACAAAAAAUAAACACAAAAGCUGUAACCUGAAAAGAAACUUUAAAAAAAGAUAUGGCAAUAAGAAGGAAAUACAGAAAACCAUGAGAACAUUUGAUUAGGCCUGUUUUAUAAACAUAGGGGAAAAUACACUUCCACUUUAAUUUGAAGUUAUCAUACAGAAGGGGACAAGAUAAAAUUCAUUUUUGUCCCAUCAAAUGGUUUGUUCUAGGAAAGAUAAUCAGUACUUGGGAGAUAGCACUGGACCGUCCUAGAACAGAUGAGUAGGAUUUGGAGUGCAGGUUUCAGGCAUGCACUCGGCUCCUUGUCUCAGGCAGUGAUUGCUGCUCACCACCUGACAUCCUGGCUCUCCUGUAUCCCAUCAAGUAUCCUCAUGUCUCUGCUAGACUUAAGCUCAGACUUAAGUAUUCCUCAGACUUAAGGAAUGACCCUAGGAACAAAUUCCAAGGCCCUUGGGAAACCCUCCGAAGUGUCAGCCCUGGCAGGGCAAUGGGCAGAGCUGGUAGACAGGUAUACUCCUCAGUCUCUAACUUAAACUCAUCUUCGGUCAGGUCUUAAACGGCACCAGCCUCACUCCGCCAUGCAGUUUCCCAAGGCUCUGGCUUGCCCUCUGCCUGCCUCAGCUUCAUCAGCUCUUGCAGGAAUCUGAACUCGGCUCCCUGGAGAAAGCUCAUUCUCAUCGGAAGGGUGAGCAGGGCCACGCACCUGGGUCUGCCUCUUCCAGACAGGGUGCUGGCCUGAGCAGAACCUGAGUAAAUCCAGGGAAAAGAUUAAACAGUUCUCACAUUUGCUCUUCCAAGUUAGAAUUUCACUAAAAUGGGAACUUGAGAGAUCUCUAACAGCGUGCCAUUAUUCACUGCAUUCUUAAAAUACGAGCUAAUUGCUUUAUGUGGCCCUUCAGUUAUUACCUGGCAGGCCUCAAACAAUAGCUUUUCAUUUCAGCCUACUCUCAAAAAGAGAGCACAAUUUACCCUAGCUGUUCAUUCAGCAAGGCUUUAUUUAAAUUUUUAAAAACAUAGCUAGAAAAUUAAAUAAAAGCAUGGAGUUGAUUUCAGCAACUUUGAUAAUGAUAAAAGGAUAUAAACCAUUUUAGCUCUAUAUUGGAAGGCUUGGAGACUCCAGAAGUUUAUUGGAAAAUGAACCCAAACACUGCAUUACUCUUCACAUUCUCCGCUGGGUUUUCUAAUUUAUACCAGAGGCUUCUGCAAUAUUGAACAAAAUGCAAGGGGAGACACUGUGUUUACCUCAGUGGUAGAAAGUGAUAUUUCUCAAAGCACUGUAGUAUAGUGUUUCAUUUAGAUUGGCUUUCCUCCCUUUUACUCAAAAGGAUUAUAGAAUGAAAGAAAUGAUCUAUUCUAACCACCUCAUUUAACAAAUAGGUAAAAAAUCAGUAGGGGCUGGGGAUUUAGCUCAGCGGCAUAAGCACCUGCCUAGCAAGCAGGCAGUCAUAAGUUCGAUCCCCGGUACCGAUAAAAAAGGAAAAAGACAAAAAAAAAAAAAAAUCAGCCUUGAGGUAUGACACAGCUGGGUUUUAGCAUGUCUCCACACUCCAAGUCCAGCCUUUUUCCAUAAAUGACCAAUAUCCUAGCCAAAAACAAUUUUUUGAACUAAACUUACUUUUACUUUUCAAGUUCUGAAAAUUAUACAAAAAGUACAUGAAGGUGGAACCAUCAUAAAAUGCCCAAGACCAGACUACAGAGUGAAGUCUCCUUCCCAUAAAUGUGUUGACUAAUCCUUUCUUUUCUCUGGAAGAAGCCAUGAUGGACCCUCUGUGCAUUUACAUAGAUAGGUAUAAAAGCUUAGUGGUCAUUUUAAAUUGAAUCAUCUAGGGAACUGUUUCCUGGACUAUGUUGGCAUAAAAUUUAUGGGCAGAAUCACGCAUUUCUGAGACCUUUAUUUCUCUCCCAGAUGAAUCUUCAUCAAAUGGAGCAGUGAUUAGUACAGAGAUUUCAUAGACCUAACUAUAUAGCCUCGAGCACCAUCGGAGUCUGAUGUCUAAAAGUGAACUGCAAUAUGCACUAUUCCAUUUUCUUAUUGGAAAUAUAGUGCCUAUGUUUAUAUCAACUACAGUUUCUGCACAGUGAGAGAAGGAAAUAAAUGACCCACUCCCAAAAUCCAGGUAGAUUUUCUUGACAGAGCUUUCUUGGCUCUCCUGUCUCUACAGAGGCACCCGGUUUUGUAGAGCACAGAAAGAUAAUAAGGUCAUGGUUUAAAAAUAAAAUCUCACAUAGAGACUACCAGUUCUUAUCAUCUUCCUGGUAACUUCCUCAGCUAUCCUGCCUUUCAAGCAAUUGGGAGAACUGAUAAACCAUAGCAGAACAGGAACCUGGCUUAAUAUGGUCACUUCUUCCUUUCCGGUCCUGUCCAGCCUUCUCCUUUCUGCCUCUUUCUUCCUGUUUCUGACUAUGUUUGGGAGCAAGCUGUGUGGAGGCCGGCUUGUGUGAGUUUCCAGCCACAGAGAAAAGAGCUGGCCAUGAGACUUCCCCAUGGACUGUACCAGAGGGCAUUCAGAGCAAGUCCUGGCUUAGGAUCCUCAGGCUCUGACUUUAUCCCAGACUGGGGACUUCAGAUAUUUGACCUUGAGCAAGUCACAUCCUUGCUAAUUUAUGCACAUCUGUAAACUAAGCCAGUGAACAAUGAGGAUCCCUUAGGCUUCUUCCAGUUCAGAAAUCCCAGUCCAUGCUUAUUUCAGUGUUCUAAAAUGAUUUCCAAUAGCGUCUCACCUGCAGUCUUUAAGACUAAUGAGCUUUCCUGCACUUUCAUGUUCCAUUUGUGGAGUAGCCCCCCUUGUGUGACCCCUCAUGUGUCCGUGAGCACAUGAAAAAUUAUGCUAAAAAAAAGAAAAAUUCUGCUACGUGCACUUUCAACAAGAAGGAAUGGCUUUUUGUCAGUGGUAAGAGAUAACUGCAGAUGCUGUUUAUUUUCCCAAAGGACUUUAUAUAUGAAAUGUGGAGUUUAUUAAAUUUAUCCAAUGCAAAAAAAAUUUAUCCAAUGCAUUAAGAGAAAAAUCUGUCAACUGAUGUUGGGGUAGCCUUCUGGGAGCCAGGUGAGGGUGCAGUGUCUGUCCCCUGGAAUCAGACCAAAUCAGAUACCUAUUUGAUUCAUUGUGAUGUGCCUUGGGUUUGCAGCUAUAGAAAUCAAACUGACAGGUCAGAUAGUAAAACUGAUCUUUGAACUUGGGUCUCUAGAGUUAUGUCAUGAAAGUGUUAUAAGUUGUUUUACAACGUCAAUUUCUACAUGGCCCCAAUCUUUUGGUAGAGCUCUGCAGACAUCUUACUAAGGGCAGUUACAGAAUGCCAAGGUAUGGUCUGUACACAGGUGUCAGUACACACAGCUUACCUGUGACUCUGAUGCAGGGACAGAUGCUAUGAGAGAGAGAAAUGAGCCCAAAGAGCAGCCCAGCAUGGAAGAGAUCUGGGUAAGUGGCCCCUUCUCCUUGGGCUACUGCUCCUCCCCUCUAGAUGGGAGAGUUGGAGUAGAUGUUCAUUUCAACCGAAAAAUUUUAUAGUUCUCCUAUCUACAUCUACUAGUCACACACAGCAGAAAGCAGAAAAACAUGAGUGCAGUAUUUUUUACCAAUACUACCAGUUUAAACGUUACCUUCUCCCUAAACUUGGCCCUUCCAGAAGGCCAUGUUGCUUGUGUUAGAGGCCCUAGGUAGACUGCUAUCAUGUCCACUUAUUGCUUUGUUCAUUUAUGUAUUUAUUCAUUCUAGAUACAGAGUAUAUUCUGGAUACCUGCACAGUGUAUACCUAUGAAAGAUAAAUGAAAAAAAAAAAAAAAGAUGUUUCUAUCCACUGGAAUCUUUUAGAAAGAUCUAAAAAAAAAAAAAAAAAAAAAAACAAACCUGAACUAACAAUGACAAGAAAUCAUGACAGUUUCCCAAAUACUUAAUCAUGCAUAUGAUUUUCUCAUAUCAUCACUAGCCACAAUUGAUUUCAAGAAAAGUUUAUUCUGUUCACUAAAAUUUCCAUCACAAAUAGGACCUGGCUCUGUCCUGGGGCAUAGAAUCAAUGUUGGCAGAAAAAAUCCCAAACCCUACUCUUACUCUAUUUCUGAUGAACUGGCUUAUCCUUCCUUUGGGAGGACAAGGAUGUUGGCUCCUAGCUUCCUCUUAAGACAGAAUUUAACAACUGCUACACACUGAGAUACACAUACCCCAAAGCUUCCAACAAGCUUUAUUGGUCUCUUUUCCAAUAAGGAUUUUAAUUUUACGGAAGAAUAGAUACUCAACACCAAAAGGAACUAUUCCUAAUGAUAAAUUUGAGACAUCAGCGGGCAAACAGGACCUUCUUUGGGUGCUGGAGGUUGCAGAACCCCUCGGGUCCCUGCCCUAGAGGGAGUGUCAUCCAGCCACAUCUGACACAUCUUAGGUUUGUCCUGCCUCCUAAGUGUUGGUGAAUCCAAAGAAUCUACCCCCACCGAAAGAAGGUCUAAUUUCUGCAGAAGAUUUUAAUUAAUUCACAUGUCAUAUUUAUUGACUUCCUUUCCCAUCAGAAAUGUGUCUUGUUGGAAGCUUUUGAAAAUUAAGUAUCAGGAAAACUUUACCAUCCUCCUCUACAGUUGCAUGCACAAAUCCCAAACAAAAUCACGAUCGUGGCCUGCACACCUAACUACUUAUGUGGGGUCCGUUCAGAGACUCAAAGUGCCUAGAAGGAACAUGGAGAGCUGGCGGGGGCACAGUAGGCUCUGCCCAGUGGAAUCCAGCUAGAAUUGGAGCUGCAUGUCCCUGGCAGCCAGUUUCUUAGUCCUUCCCUGACUCGGUCCUUCACACCGCACUGCUCUUCCUAGCCCUGUUAUUGCUGACGAAGUCAUGUUAGAACUAACACAGAUGUCUUCACUGGAGCCAGCCUCCCUCCCUCCUCUGCUGUUCUUGGGACCUGAGCCCUAGGAUCCUUACGCCAUGUGCUAAAGAAUCUUAAUCCCCAACUCUCCCGCUUUUCUUGUAAUUUGACUUGCUCUGCAAGGAAUGAAAAAUCGAUUGACAUCUUAGUCCUGUGUUUCUGUCUCAGAAUAGAGAAGCCCCUCCAUGUUUGUCCUUAUUUCACUCAAGCUUAAUGCAGACUCCCAGUGUAGGCUCUGUUCUGCUGCCUGGACUUGUCCUUUGCAUCUGACCGGGAAAGGGUUCCCUGAUGAGCAGGAUGCUAAUCCCUUACCUACCUCUCAUCAGUAUUUCUUUACCAGUCAUUUCUUUGUUAGAUCCCGAAAUGCAUCUCUCUUUUUAACUUAAAUAUUUCUUCCAUGAACUGCUCCUUUCCUCUUAAAGCAGACUAUUAUCUUUCUUCUUCUACUUCAUAAUACCAUUUGAACAUAGUGAAACACUCUAAAGUCAGACAUGGGUUUUAUCUUAGCCAAUAUUAAAUGCUGGAAGGAAUAGAUUAUAUAUUCUUAAAAGAAGAAGGAAAAGAACCAGCAUGGAGGAAUCUGUAUCCUAUAAUUCCAUCAGCAUCUUCUGGGCUCCUGUUGGCUGCUAGCUGCUGGACUAGACACUGAGACUGCGAGCAACAAGACAGAUUCUUGCCCUCAGAUUUGCAUUCCAGUGAGCCUAUUCAUAAAAAAAAAAAAAAUCCUAUAAUUCAAAGCCAAUAAAGCCAAAGAGUUCUUGGAAGCUUUUAGCUCAUUUCUACAGCUGUCUCGGUUUCUGCAUGGGAUCUUACUCUCUUGGGAAAAUAUAUUCUAAAUCUUAUUUUCUUGAGCUAUUAAAAAUCCAUGGUUCUCCCUAAUCAAAGUACAGUUAAAUGUGAUCUUCACAGAGUAACAAAUGCCCCUGGACAGCCUUCGAAAGGAAAAGCAGAAAAAUCUGUUUUGAUGGCUUGAGAAUAAGUGUCUCUUAGGGAAAACUAACAAGGUUCCAAAGAUUUCAGACGUGCUGACAUUCACUGAGGCAUGGGAUUAGGCCAAGAGAGGAGCCUCGUAGCAAGGGGGAGGAAAGGGACCAUGUAAGGCGAUCUGGGCGACCACACUGGUAGAGUUACGGAACUAUAAUGCAGGCCUAAGGGCUGAGGUAUAGCUCAGCCGUAGAGCAUGUGCUUAGCAUAUGGAAGUCCUUGGGUUCCAUCCCUAGCACCGUCAAGAAUAAAUAAACCAUAAACCAGCUCUGUAGACAUGUCUUUAAAAUGUCUGCUGAGUUGAAUUACUGGAGGAGGCUUGGAGGUGUAGAGUUGUAGUGGAAGCAGGCUCUGGAAAGCAGAACCAGAAAUUGGCUUCUUCUUACUGAGUCUUCUGGCCCAGGCUCCUGCCUGCAAGCACACCCCGCCUGCAGUGUGUCUCUGUCUGGCCAACUGCUUUCUCAGUUCUCGAGGGAUGGAGAUUCCACAGCCUCUCUGUUGUCUGUUCCAAAGCCAUUCCCUUAGUACUGAGACAUUUUUGCUUUCAAAGAAUGGGAGCAUCGAGAAACAGGGAAGUCAAGGGGAGCACAACAAAUUAGGGCAAAAGAUCCCAGCAGGAAGAGGAGAGGCUGAAGAUAAUUCAUACUUUCUUCCCUCUUAGCUCCUAAGCAGAUAGGAGGGAGAAGGUAGAAUCUCUAUGGGGACCCAGUUCUCCCAGAUCCCCUGACUGGUGCAGUGGAACCCAUGCUCUAAGGAAGCCAUGUGCGUCCAGACAUCCAGUGCUGCCCCAGAGGAGCUGUGUUUUAUUUAAAACUUGGCAUAAGCGCCUGCCUGGCAAGCGCGAAGUCAUGAGUUCCAUCCCCGGUACCGCAAAAAAAAAAACACCUGAAACUUUCACAUUCUCCCCUCCAAAAGAAUGUUCCUGGUACAUGCCUGUAACCCCAGCACUCAGGAGGCUGAGACAGGUAGAUCGCUACAAGUUCAAGGCCAGCUGGACUACAAAGUGAGUUCACAGCCAGCCUGAACUGCGUAGUGAAACCCUGUCUCAAAAAGACACACACAAAAAAAGUUUUAUGACUGGGGGCAAGCUCCAUACCCACUUUGUUGUGUUUCAUAUACUUUGCCAGAAUAAUUACUUUUCAAACCAAUUCUUGACUGUAGAUAAACCUAGGGAAGUCCGAGGAGGAUAGCAGGCUCCAUCAGGCUUUUCCAUCUGCUCCCAGCCUCAGCCAAGCAUCCCAAAGCAAGCCAGAAAGCCCACCUAUCCCAAAUCGCUCCCCAAAAGCCUGGGCUCUUUGGCUCUGUUCUUGAGCCAUGGGGCUAUUUGACCUGUCUCACACAGCUAGUUACUGGGCUGUCACAGCUCACCGGGACACUGCAGUCGGAUUAGGGAGCCAGGCAACCCUGGGUGCCAGAUGGGAGAAAGGUGACUACAGAAACAGAACCGAGGCGGCAGCUGGCAGGGAGCCUGCCUCGGUCCUGCCAUCGCCACUCUCCAUACUGGGGGCCUAGCAUGCCCGAAGGGCUUGCCCCACGUGACCCCCAACCUGCACCCCCACCUUGGGCCUCUCGGGUCUUGACUCUCAGGCUGCGCUCCCAUUCCCGUUCCCUCUGGGCAGCAGCACUGAGGCUCUAACUGCCUUCCUGCUUGGGGGAAGAGACUUCCGCAGUGGAACUCUGGCCACUACUGUGAAAUUGUACUCCAGCAAGCUACGACAGAGUCCCUGCCUCUGGGAGAGGGCUGGAACUUUCUCAGAGGAUGGGGGCCAACUCCUAAGAUUCCUCUCAACACCAGGACCUAGCUAACACGGCCACACCAAGAUACAGGUUCUCUGUGGGUGCCUUGAUGGCAAGGGCUGCCCUCCUGUGACACCCAUGUUCAGACUUUCUUCCUCUAACAGAGAUGAUGCGGCAAGAAUGGGUAUGGGGGUGGUCGAACGCUGCCCCCACAAAAACUUGCUGGGGUCCAGUGGGUACAGGAUCUGCCACCUGGGUGGGUGAAAAAUUUCAUGGCGACACAUCACAACUUCCAAAGUGUCCUGUGUUUUUAAGUAAUUCUUAACUGUGUAAAAAUUGUACUACACUUUAAUAAAAAGACAAUUUUUUUUUGCAUUUUACUUUUGUAAUAUGUGGGGUUUUAUAGAUUUUUAUUUUAAGGCCAAGUAUACUUUUGUAAGGAAAUGUUGAAGUCUUGAGUAUUUUUAUCCUUUUAGGGAACUAUAGUUAAUGUCAACUGUAAGCACUGAUAAAUAUUAUCCAUGUGCAAUUUUUCUUCCUUUCAAUCGGGACUUUUGAAGAAACUGUGUUUUGGCUUCACAUUUUAUUUAAAAUGCUGCUUCAUUUUACACAUUGUGAAUACUGAAGAUUCUGAAAAAUAAAGAUGCAUUUAAAUCUCUAUGCUGUUACACUGUGGAAAUGGUAAUGUGUAUUGCUUUGCCAAAGUGCUAAUUAAAUGUUUAAUGGUUUAGAACUUCCAGUUCAGAAUAGGGGUUGUCGUUGGCACUCAGAGCAGGGCUUCCGAGCGAGCCUCCAUGUCUUUGGAAAAUGCACUUCAGGGUGGUUCAGUUAGGAAAUACGGUGGUGUUGACAUUACAGUUCUCUUGCUUGUGGUUUUGCAAUAAAUGUGUAUUGGAAGCACUUGUGAUAA